This is a messenger RNA of Athene cunicularia (burrowing owl), 3138 nucleotides long. It is a transcript of the gene AP4B1, whose product is annotated as adaptor related protein complex 4 subunit beta 1. The record is from RefSeq and is a predicted model, not a curated record. Gene Ontology annotation, cellular component: membrane coat; clathrin adaptor complex. The transcript is spliced from 8 exons. Lineage: Eukaryota; Metazoa; Chordata; Aves; Strigiformes; Strigidae. Gene Ontology annotation, biological process: vesicle-mediated transport; intracellular protein transport.
AGCGGGAGGGGGCGGCGGGGGCCCCCGCUGACCCCCGCCCGCAGGAUGCCCGGCAUCCAGGAGUACCUGCAGCAGCCCCUGCUCAGCGCCCUGCGGGACAAGGCCUCGUAUGUGCGGAGAGCGGCCGUGCUGGGCUGCGCCAAGAUGGUGAAGCUGCAGGGAGACGCCGAAGUGGACGGCGCCCUGGUGAACGAGCUGUACAGUUUGCUUCGGGACCAGGAUCCCAUUGUAGUCGUGAAUUGUCUGAGGGCCUUAGAAGAGAUCCUGAAGAAGGAGGGAGGAGUUGUCAUCAACAAGCCCAUUGCCCAUCAUCUCCUCAACAGGAUGCCUGACCUGGACCAGUGGGGGCAGAGCGAGGUGCUGACCUUCCUCCUGCGUUACAGACCCCGCAGCGAGGAGGAGCUCUUCGACAUUCUCAACCUGCUGGACGGCUGCCUCAAGAGCAGCAGCCCCAGCGUUGUGAUGGCGGCCACCAAGCUCUUCCUGGUGCUGGCCAGGGAGUACCCACACGUGCAGGCAGACGUGCUGGUGCGGGUGAAGGGGCCGCUGCUGUCUGCCUGCACCUCCGAGAGCCGGGAGCUCUGCUUCACCGCGCUCUGCCACGUGCGGCAGAUCCUCGGUAGCCUCCCCGGCCAUUUUAGCAGCCACUACAAAAAGUUCUUCUGUUCGUAUUCGGAGCCCCACUACAUCAAGUGCCAGAAGAUGGAGGUGUUGUGCGAGCUGGUGAACGACGAAAACGUACAGCAAGUGCUGGAGGAGCUGAAGGGCUACUGCACCGACGUGUCGGUGGAGCUCGCCCAAGGGGCCAUCUUCGCCAUAGGCAAUAUUGCCAGGACGUACACGGAGCAGUGCGUGGGGAUCCUGACAGAGCUCCUGGGGCUCCAGCAGGAGCACGUCACUUCAGCGGUGGUUCAGGCUUUCCGGGACCUGGUCUGGCUGUGCCCGCAGUGCACGGACGCCGUCUGCCGGGCGCUGCCCAGCUGCGAGGACGCCGUCCAGGACAGCGAGGGCAAGCAAGCGCUGAUCUGGCUGCUGGGCACCCACGGCGAGAAGGUGCCGAACGCCCCCUAUGUCCUAGAGGACUUUGUGGAGAACGUGAAAUCGGAGACGUUCCCGUCGGUGAAGAUGGAACUGCUGACGGCGCUGGUGCGGCUCUUCCUGUCCCGUCCUGCCGAGUGUCAGGACACGCUGGGCCGGCUGCUCUACUACUGCAUUGAGGAGGAGAUGGAUAUGGCCGUGCGGGACCGCGGGUUGUUCUACUACCGCCUCCUGCAGUCCGGGGUGGACGAAGUGAAACGGGUCCUGUGUAGCCCCAAGUCUGACCCAUCCCGGAGAGCGCUGACGGGGGCUCAGCACUGGCCCCCCCUCGCAGCCCAGGGGCUGCUGUGGCUCCAGCCGGGGUGGAUCCUCCUCCGAUGGCUCCGUGGGGUCCGUGUGUGAAACUGGGAGCUGCGCCCCGUGUGCCGCGUCUCACGUGUUUGUGGUUUCGUUUCAGAGUCGCUGAUUUCUGAAGGGAAUAAAGGAGUUCUCCAGGUUCACCCCGAGGCGGGCAGCCUGACCUUGGUUCCUGACGCCCGCCUGACUGCGGAGCAGUUUGAGAAGGACUGGCUGAGCCUGGACACGAGCUGCCGCCUCUCGCUGCCCUGGGGCGGGACGGUCCAGCCGGACACGGUACAGACGGCCCUUCACGUCCUCCACAUCCAGACGGUUGCCAUGAGCCGGGCUGGCGCGUGGCCCUGGAAGGCUUAUCUGAGCGCCCGGGACGACGCGGGCGGCCUCUUCCUGACGGAGCUGCUGCUGGAGGCGGCGGGCGCGGAGCUGCAGGUCUCGGUGAAGCAGCGCGAGGCCGGGCCCGAGGCACUGCAGACCUUUGUGUCGGCCCUAAGGACGGUGAUGGGGGCGGUGGCUGGGCUGGGCUCCUGAGGGCCCCGCUCCCGGCCGGCCGCGUGCUCGGGCCGCGCCGAGGGUUCCUUCCUCCGGCUUCUGCUGCGCCCGGUGCCGGGUUUGGACUUUUAACCUGCGGGAGCGGGGCAGCCCGGGGCCUGCCACGCCGACGGGCGGGGGGAAGGACGAGGGGACACGUUUGUGAGUCAGAGCUGGUGGCGUCUGUGGCGAUGGCCGCGAGGCUCUGGUGUGACUGAUGGAUCCAGAAGCGAGCAGAAUUCUGGGAUGUGUUUUGCUGAGGUUUUCUUCACGAGCAUUGUAAAUAAUUCAGAAGUUCAGAGACUCCCGGACUCUGCUGCUUCCCCCACAUUGGGGAGCACCCCGGGAAGGGUUUAGCCCUUUGCUCCCUUUCCUGGGGUUUACGUUUCUGUCCCAUAGAUUUUGCCUGUAGCUUCGCUUAGGGGGGAGCUGAGCCCCGUGGGUCAGAGGUGGGUGGACGGGGCCCGUUGUGCUGGCUGGAGCAAGCCUGUUGCUUUUCGAGAGGAAAAGCCGUAUUUUCCAGUUGAAAUGUGCUGCUGCAAUCCUGAGCUGCCCCCUCUGAAGCCCCCCCUCGGCUCCCAGGGCGGCUCUCGGAGGCGCAGGGUGUGCGGGUUGGGUUGGCUGGCGCAGCCCGUGGAGGCUGGGACGGAGGGGCUGCUGCUGCUGGGGUAAUUGUGGAAUAUUACAUUUUGGCUGACACUGAUUUUUACCGUUAACUAGAAUGGGAGUUACCGUUUGUCGCCGUGCCGCGCUGUCGCCCUGCCCUGGCAGUGCAGCGCACGAGAUGGCGCGGCGCUGCGUGACUCAGUGUUUUGCACGUUACGCUCUGGGCAGCCUCGGGUCGCUCCUGGAGAGCGUGUCGACAGCGCUUCGUCUGCUCGGCCGGAACGCGGGGAGGGUCGGACUUUGUACGGUGUCCUGAAGAGUCUCCGUCUCACAGCCGUGUUUUACGGAGCGGCAGAACUCCAAGGAAGGCUCCUUGGCCCAAGGCUGAGGUUAUUGCGGCAGGGUGCUACGCCGCUGUAUGAAGUGGCUUUGUUAACCCUAUUCUGCAAGAGUUCUCGUCAUUUUUAAUUUCUUUAAAUGACUGCUGUACCUCUCAAUUGCAGCAUGCCCUCCAUGCACUUCACUGAAACGCUCCUGUCACUGUUAAACAACAGGCUUUAGAUUUUCUUUCUGAUUUUUCCUUAAUAAAAGUGUAAAACCUUCCUGGCU